Suillus paluster is the source of this 1449-nucleotide messenger RNA. Its product is annotated as glutamine synthetase guanido kinase. The transcript has 13 exons. NCBI's taxonomy places the organism in Eukaryota, Fungi, Basidiomycota, Agaricomycetes, Boletales, Suillaceae. Gene Ontology annotation, molecular function: glutamine synthetase activity. The coding region runs from base 1 to 1449 and encodes 482 amino acids. The record is from RefSeq and is a predicted model, not a curated record.
AUGGCGACCACAAGUGCCACUCUAGGUGCUCCAAAGUCGAUUGACGACCUCAAGCGACUACUUCGCGAUGAUUUCAAGGUUAAAGUUGCAGUGGAUGGUGUCCUCAGAGGAAAGUUCAUGUCCAAAGACAAGUUUCUAGGUGCAGUUACCUCCGAAGGGUUUGGCUUCUGCAGCGUGAUUUUUGGCUGGGACAUGCACGAUACAGUCUACCCUCGGGAACUGGCCAUAUCAAAUAGACAGAAUGGUUACCGCGACAUGGUGGCUUCGAUAGACUUAUCGACGUAUCGUCGCAUACCUUGGGAGAACAACGUACCCUUUUUCCUUGUCUCAUUCUUUGAUCCGACGACUUCAGUGCCCAUCUGUGCGGAUCCUAGAGGCGUUCUGCGCAAAGUCGUUGACAAUGUGGCUGCUGAUGGCAUGACAUGCAUUGCUGGUGUGGAGUUCGAGUACUUCAACUUCAAAGAAACUCCAGAAUCGGCGGCUCAAAAACAGUUCACUCAGUUGCAGCCACUAACCCCAGGAAUGCAUGGAUAUAGCUUACUACGCACUCAGCUGAACCAAGAAUACUUUCAUGCGCUGUUCGACGAGAGUCUGAAGUUUGGCAUAGACAUUGAAGGGCAUCACACCGAAACGGGUCCCGGCGUCCUCGAGACUGCGCUCGCCUAUACAUCGGCUGUGAGAAUGGCUGACAAUGCUAUCCUGUACAAGUUCUUGGCAAAGAGCGUAGGACUCAAGCAUGGAGUCCUCCCCAGUUUUAUGGCGAAGCCAUGGGGGAAUCUACCAGGUUGCAGCGGCCAUAUACAUGUUUCACUUAAAGAUGAAGAAGGUCGCAAUGUGUUUUCACUUUCAGAUGUGGACCGUGAUCGCGGACGAGCUACUGCAGCGUUCGAGGACACAAGAUACCUAAGUCAAAUCGGGGAGUAUUUUUUGGCCGGUGUGUUGGAUGGCCUUCCUGAUGGUAUGAUUCAUCUUGUCCCUACAAUCAAUGGCUACAAACGUCUUGUGGCCGGUGAAGCUUUCUGGGCUCCUAAUGCAGUCACAUACGGGUACGAUUCUCGUGCGGCUUCCGUCCGCAUAAUCUCGCCGCCGUCCGUUCCGCCAUCUGCAACAAGGCUUGAAGUUCGCGUGCCCGGUGCGGACAUGAAUCCCUACUUUGCCUUGAGUGCCAUUUUCCAGCUGGGCAUGCGGGGUAUUGCCAAACAACUCAAGCUUACGAUACCUCCCAUCUCCACUUACCAGAGCGACCCGGCCAGGAAGAAGGAGGUUGUUAUGCUUCCUUGUUCAUUAGAGGAAGCGACAGAAGCAAUGAUGAGACCUACCAGUGUUGCACGCGAAGUAUUUGGAGAUGAUUUUGUUGACCACUUCGGGGCAACGAGGCAGCAUGAAGUGAGACUCUGGAAUGCAGCCGUGACGAACUGGGAAGUGGAAAGAUAUCUUGAACUUGCAUAG